ACAAGUGUAGGGAAAUAGCCUUCACUUUUGUUUACGUGCGGUCAGCAGACAGCUGCCGUCGCGCCUUCCUGCAAACUCAGCAUUGUUGGAUUUUUUUUCUACUCGCACGUUCAAAAAGCUCCGCGUCACGAAUCCGUGGCCGUUGAGGAUGUUUACUUGAUCGCGGGCGAGCCUGUUUAGAUGCCGACAGGAGGAUGAGCUCCAUCAGCGGUCGGGUUCUCGCCGUCCCCGCCGCCUGUGUCACCAACUCUGGAGCUUCCUCCUCCCGAGCCUUGCACGUCGAGCUCACAUCCCAACAGAGACGAUUGCGUCACCUCCGGAGCAUUGCAGCAAGAAACAUUGUCAACAAGAAUGGUUCCCCCCUGCUGGACACUUACUUCACCCUACACCUCUGCAUAGGAGAGCGCAUAUCUAGUGAUUUUUACAAGAGUGAAGUCAUACGUGACUCACUGAAUCCUACUUGGCGGAGCUUGGACUUUGGUAUGUUGCCGGACCUUUUGGAUACCUCAGUCUCUUGUUUUGUGGUAAGGAUUUGGGGAGGACAACAAGAACAGUACCAGCUCCUCAUAGAAUGGAAGGUCAACCUGGAUGGCGUCAGAUACACGGGACAGCAGAUUCGAUCCAGGAAUCCAAAUGAGAUCAUAUUCGGGUUGAAUGAUGGUUAUUAUGCUGCUGACUUUGAUCAGAAGGAUCAGUCAGAGCGGAAGAAAAAUAGUCUACUUCAUGUUGACCAAAGCUCAGUCAGGAAUUCCUACAGUGUCUUCUCUUUGCUCAGGCUUCACACAGCCCAGAGAGCCAUCAAACAGACCCAGGUAACAGUACAGAAGAUUGGCAAAGAGAUUGAGGGGAAACUAAGAACAACAGCGACAUGCACAGUGCGGAAGAAGGAGCGGGAGUUUAUGCAGCUACGUUUAGCCGUUCUUCGGAGUGAGCUGCAGCGGCAGAGGAAGGCUCUUGGCAGAGAGAUAGGAUUGCGGCAGAAAGACAGAGCGCUGCUUCAGAAGAAAGAGGAAGUGUUUGCCAUGCAGCGUGAAAGUCUGGAGGAGGAAAAAGAAUCUUUAACCAUGCUUCAUAAGGAAUGUACCGCCAAGAGAGAGCAGUUCCUCAAGUCCAACGCCCAGCUCAACUUCCGAUGCCGUCAGCUUCUCUCUGAGCUUUCCUACAUUUACCCGAUCGAUGUGGAAAAUCCGUCGUACUAUGUUAUCUGUGGAGUGAGGCUGCCAAAUUCUGAAGAUUUUCAAGCAAAGGAUGAUGGGAGCGUGGCGGUCGCCCUGGGUUACACGGCACACUUGGUCUUGAUGAUUUCAUGCUUCCUGCAUAUCCCUCUAAGGUAUCCAGUAAUCCACAAGGGAUCACGCUCCUCCAUUAAAGACACCAUCACAGACAGACUCACAGAGAAGGAGAGAGAGUUCCCUUUGUAUCCCAGAGGAGAGCGCUUCCAUUUUGAAUAUGGGGUCUACUUGCUCAACAAGAACAUCGCUCAGCUCAGAUAUCAACACGGCUUGACCACCCCAGACCUGCAGCAAACACUGCCCAACCUGAAGAACUUUCUUGAACAUGGCUUGCUUGUCAAAUGUGACCGACACCAAGUCUCCAGUUCCAUUCCAGUACCGUCCAAGUCUCACCUUGGGCCGCCCGGCACCUCUGAAGUCAUUCGCCCUCGCCAAAGCAGCUCCCCAGAUCGGGGUCUGAGGAAGCGGGCGAGCUCCGAGGCCGACAAGAACAAGAGCAUUCCUCCAGGCUAUGACGUCGCCGCGGGGGCGGGGCCGGCCACGACGACAGCGCUGUCGUCUCCGCCGAAAGUCCUGUCAUCGUCUCUCGAUGCCGCCAUGGCCUCGCUUGACCUCACCGAGCCUGCCGCAGCCAAAGAGGAGGAAGCGGCGAUGGGAGUAAGUGGAGAGCAAACAGCGGAGGUGGAAAGAUGCAGCAGCGCCGAAGAAGCCUCCUUCGCACCCGGGGGCGCCGCCGAGCACGCGGGGGUCAUGAACGGCUCGCCGGCUUCUGGUCUGCGCUGCUCGGUGGAGCAGGCGGAGGAGAUCAUGGGCACGGAGGCCAUCAACCUGGGAACAGAACCCGAGGGCGGCUCGGGCGUGACGGAGGAGACCCGGCUGGAAGAGUACCACCGCAUCCCCGUGGACCAGGCGGUGGCGGUGGAAUGUGACGAGCAGGUCCUGGGCGAGCUGGACGUUGCCGGAUUUGAGGAGUUUUCUAGACGCAUCUACGCACUGAACGAGAACAUGUCCAGCUUCAGACGACCGCGCAAAAACUCUGACAAGUGAGGAACAACGAUGGAUUAUAACGGUUGGAUUCUGGAAUAAUGACCACUUUGCACUUAUUAUUAAAUAUAUAUCAAUAACAUAUUUUCAAACAUAAUGCAGUUACAAGUAUUUGGACAACUUUUAUUUUCUGAUGCCGGCAUUAAUAUAUUUUAACAUCCAU
Molecule: messenger RNA, 2439 nt
Organism: Nerophis lumbriciformis (worm pipefish)
Lineage: Eukaryota; Metazoa; Chordata; Actinopteri; Syngnathiformes; Syngnathidae
Gene: uvrag
Product: UV radiation resistance associated gene
Biological process (GO): SNARE complex assembly
Cellular component (GO): endosome; lytic vacuole
Molecular function (GO): SNARE binding
Source: RefSeq, a predicted model, not a curated record